AUGGGAUCAUCUUCGCAGAAGCCACCCCCAGAGCUCGAGUAUGGAGGCAACACAUUUACCCAGCUCUCUAGCCGGCAACACUCUAUUAUCCAUAAUGAACUGUUGAAGGAAUGCCAUUCACUUCAAGUUCUCCGGGAGGAGCUUCAUGUCCUAGAGAAUGAAGGACGACCCGUCGGCAUUCCGAGCAAGCCAAAACUCAAGCUGAAAACGUUUGCAGCAGCUCCCAACAGACAAUCUUCGACUGGAGCACGAAAAGCUAUUGCCAUCAGCUGUGAAUGGGGGGAGGCUGAGAAUCAUCGAAGCGGAUUGCUGGCUAUUUGUGCCAUCGAUGUUCUUACUGGCGAGACAUUGAUGGAAUCUCUGGUUGCGCCAGACACAACACCACCCAUGGAGGAUUGGCGUACUAAGCAUCAUGGCAUCUCCCAAAAAAAGAUUGAUGCCGCAGUGAAGGACAAACAGUGCUUUCAGUGUUGGACACAAGCACGAGAGAAGCUUUUUGAGCAUCUUGAUCGGAAGACCAUCCUUGUCGGAUAUGAUACUAGCGUGGACUUGAAGCUGCUGCGCUUGUUUCAUACAACAAUUGUCGACUCGAAAAUACUGGCAAUGUCCGCCAUCUUCGGCCAAGAAGGGGGAAAGAAGCAAGCCCCGGAAUGCCUAUUGUUUAGGAUUUGCAGCGAUUUCCUUGGUAUGCCUGUCGAACAGAAUGCUUUUUACGAGGGCGGCACCGACAAAGUCUUUGAGAAGGCACUGAUAUCGAGAGAGAUCGCGUUACAAUGUAUCCAACGGCCUAACACCUUUACAAAAUGGGCGACUCAAUUGAAACCCAGGUUUGAAAAAGCUCCUAGAGUCAAGAAUGCAAGCCCAAAAAAGAAGGCGGUUCAAAACAAGAAUGAGGCGAAACCAGCAAAAACACCAACCAAGGCAAAAAAGACUGUCGCUUCGGAUGCCCGCCCCGAUGUUGAGACGACUUCUGGUCCUGGCUCGGACAAGAAUCAAGCUGCGGGCACAUAUAGUCAGGGAUAUGAGGCCGGGUACUUGGCCGCAUACCAGGCCGCCUACCAAGCUGCCUUUCAGAGCGGCUUUCAAACAGGCUACGAGAAGUGCCUCGAAAAUGUAAAUUCCCAAGAAAAUCAAGCAAUGGCCGACAAGGUGCACCAAUCUCACAAUGCAUACGAACACACUCGUCAGGAAUCGACCCAGCAUACAGACGGGGAAGACAUUUUUGACGACCACAGCGGGGUGCUGAGCCAUGAUGAGAGUUACGAUAAUGAUUGGGCACCGGCAUGGGAAUCUGGAGGCCUUCUUGCUCGACUAAUGGAGGAUGAAAAGAUUAGGGCCAUGUCGGAGAUGGCAAAUGGAUUCAAAACCAUGACAGUGGCGGAUGGAAACGAAGAAGCAGGCCAGACAUGCACACAGGAUGAGGCGAAAAAGAGAAGACGAGCCUGA
Messenger RNA from Trichoderma aggressivum f. europaeum, 1446 nucleotides. RefSeq lists its product as uncharacterized. Gene Ontology annotation, cellular component: nucleus. NCBI's taxonomy places the organism in Eukaryota, Fungi, Ascomycota, Sordariomycetes, Hypocreales, Hypocreaceae. The coding region runs from base 1 to 1446 and encodes 481 amino acids. The transcript has a single exon. Gene Ontology annotation, molecular function: exonuclease activity; nucleic acid binding. The record is from RefSeq and is a predicted model, not a curated record. Gene Ontology annotation, biological process: ribosomal large subunit assembly; rRNA processing.